CUUUAAUGAGUCUUGUCUAUACUUGUAACUUGAUUACUUGUUUUGUGAUGUGAAUAACUUUGGAAAUUGUUGAUACUGAUUCUAACUUAAAAAAACUUUACAAUUAUCUAUUUCGGCACGAAUGUCGAAAAUUUAAGUUGCAAUAUAAGUCAUUCCAUUUAAUUUUAGUUUUUCUUAAUUCCUUAUCACAAUAAAGUGCGGAAAAUAAUAUAAUGAUAAACUCAUAAUAUCAAUAGGAACAAUGGCUUGUACUGAAGAUGAUGAGGUUAUUCGACAGGCCUUUAUGGUAAAAAGGUCCCAAAAUAAGAAGAUAUUUACACCAGUCAACUACAAGGAACGCUGUUUUGUACUCACAAGAAAAGCACUAAUAUACUAUGAUUCUGAUGGUCAAAAACGUAAAGAGCGCGGACGUAUACCAACGGACGCCAUUCAUACGGUUGAACAAGCACAGCUAGGAGAGCUGAGUAAGCAAAUACUAGACGGCGACAACGAAAAGAGUCCUGCCUACAGGUACCCCUUCCAGGUUGGUUACACGGAACAGAACACUGACUACACAUUAUAUCUUGCUGCUCGAGAGCACAGUGAAAGAUUGAGCUGGAUUCACGAAAUUAGAACUAUUUGUAUAUCAAACACUCGUCGAGCGCGCUACCACCCAGAGGUCUGGUCGGCGCGGCGCUGGGCUUGCUGUGACGCGGAGCGCCGUUCAGCACCGGGCUGUGCCCUUACUGCUAUCUGGCCGCUACCGGAACCCGAGCUAGAACUAAUUAUCCAAGAUCAUAAACCUAACAGUGAAAACGGCUUACUUAUGGCCCGUUUGGGUGAAAUCAUUGGCCAGAAACUAGCCGUCUCUCGUAAGCAAGAAUUCAAUGUUUCCGCGGUCACGGCGGCCGUCACCAUGCCCGGAGGAGGCGGAGUUCCUCCAGGGACUCCUUCGGCGAAACCAAAGGAAAAACAAAGAACUAAAGUCGUGGUGGCUUUAUACCCCUUCAAAGCUAUCGAAAGCGGCGACCUUUCACUAGAGAAGGGCGCAGAGUAUGAAGUAAUAGAUGAUUCACAGGAACAUUGGUGGAAAGUUAAAGAUGAAAAUGGAUCUGUUGGAUACAUUCCAAGUAAUUACGUUAAGGAAAAGGAAACGAUAGGAUUACAAAAAUAUGAAUGGUACGUGGGUGAGAUGUCUCGACAGCGGGCUGAAUCAGUACUCAAACAAGAGGACAAAGAGGGCUGCUUCGUCGUACGUAACUCCUCGACAAAGGGAAUGUACACGCUCUCGUUAUAUACCAAAGUAAAUCACCCACAGACAAAACACUACCACAUAAAACAAAAUAUUCGCGGCGAGUUCUAUUUAUCGGAUAAACAUUGCUGCUCAAGUAUUCCCGAACUAAUAAACUACCACAAGCACAACAGUGGCGGACUUUGCUGCAGACUAAAGGCGACUCCUUGCGAUAGGCCAGCUCCUCCUACGGCCGGACUCUCCCACGACAAGUGGGAGAUCGACCCGGGCGAGCUGGUGCUGCUGGAGGAGCUGGGCGCGGGGCAGUUCGGCGUGGUGCGGCGCGGGCGCUGGCGCGGCCGCACCGACACCGCCGUCAAGAUGAUGAAGGAGGGCACCAUGUCCGAGGACGACUUCAUCGACGAGGCCAAGGUCAUGACGAAACUCCAACAUCAGAACCUUGUCCAGUUGUACGGAGUGUGUUCCAAACAUCGUCCUAUUUACAUCGUGACGGAAUACAUGCGGCACGGCUCUCUCUUCAACUACCUGCGACGCACCGCACCCGACCAGCUCGGACCGGCCGUCUUACUCGACAUGUGUAUACAGGUUUGCAAAGGUAUGGCAUAUUUAGAACGACAUAAUUACAUUCAUCGAGAUUUAGCUGCAAGAAAUUGCUUAGUAGGAGAUGAAAAUGUAGUCAAGGUUGCAGACUUUGGCUUAGCGCGAUAUGUCCUUGACGAUCAGUACACAAGUUCUGGUGGCACAAAAUUUCCUAUAAAAUGGGCUCCACCUGAAGUUCUCAACUACACGCGAUUUUCAUCUAAAUCCGACGUUUGGGCGUUUGGAGUCUUAAUGUGGGAAGUAUUUACCUGUGGGAAAGUACCUUAUGGUCGAAUGAAAAAUUCGGAAGUAGUCGAAAUGGUCCAGAGAGGACAGGUGCUUGAAAAACCUAAGGGAUGUUUAAACGAAAUUUAUAAUGUAAUGAAAGCAUGCUGGAGACACGCGCCCGAGGAGAGGCCUUCGUUCCGGCUGCUGAAGGAGGAGCUGGCCGGCGUGGCGCAGAGCGUGCUGGCCGAUUGACUGCGCCUGCUGCUGCUGCUGCUGCGGCCCGCGCCGCCCUCGCCGCCCUGCCCCGCCCCCGCGCCCGCCACGGCCACGCUGCCGCGCGCGCGCCGCGUGCACGCCGCCUCGCCCGUGUGAGCGCCCGCGCCAGCACCACUCGUGACGGAGAUGACCAAAACUAACUCUUUAAAUUUAUUGUCGAACCCGGUGUGUGAUGGGUCAAAUGAUUGGAAUCUGUCUUAGUUUUGGUUACCUUUAGCACGAGUCGUACUGUAUUGGUCCCCAUGAGACUCGAUUUACAUGAUCGAUAUCGGUUUCGAUUUGAUAAAUUAUUAUUUUCUGACUGUCAGACCAGGUUUAUUGUCUUCGUGCUUAUUAUUUAUUUGCAAAAUAAAAGUAGAUCAUAAAUUCAUCUGGUGCAAGUCUCGUCUAUUUUUACAAUUAAAAGCACACAGUAAAUACGUCAGUGGUAUAACAUGAUAAUUAUUGUGACAUUCGAGUAAAGAUCACUAAUGAGAAUGAUGAUCCAUAUUCAGGAUUGAGGAGGAUUGCUAUGAAUAUCAUGCAUAUAUUUAACUAUUAAUAUUAAUGAUACCGCUGCAAUUGAACAUGCAAAUCGAGUCCUGUCCUUUGUUUUAAGUUUACGACCGCGUCUACCGCCGUACCUCCGACUCUCUCAUACAAAUCAUGCUUAAAUUACCUUCUCAAUUUCCUAUCUUUACGUUGUGUUUGAUUAUGUAUUUCGUGGAUACUCGCUUAUUUACAGAAUAUGGCAUUGAUCGCGUUAAUGAUAAUUUUUACAUCCAUUUUUGGCAGCCUGAUGUUCCAUUUUUAUAAAUAUUUUUUGUCAGUUUAGUUAAAGUCAACAGAGAUGCCAUACAUUAUGUCCUCGAUUAUAACUAACACAGUUUAUUCCAGCGAACCCCUUUAUUAUUUGAGGUGAUUAAAAAAAAUGUGGCAACAGCAGCUUCAGGAUAUUUAUAUAAAAGUAUUCAGAAAGAAUGUAUUUAGAUUAUAUAUGUAUAUUGAAUCAAUACAAGAUGUCACAAUAGCACAAUAUAUAUUUCAGUAGUGAUUUUUUAUUAAUUAAGGUCAAAAUUUACAAGUGAAUAACAUUUUACGUGCACACUAAUGUGUCAAUUUAAUAUAAAAAUUGUAUUAGCUUCUUAUAUGUAAUUCUGUGCCCGGAUACUUAAAUGGCCAAAGUUACAUUUUUGAGCUGAAUGUAAAACAAUAUUUGCCAUGAGCCCGAAUCAUUUAAAAAAUAAUCAAUUUUUAAAAAAAAACUACAUAUACGUAAUAUUACUAAUACUAACAAUUAUUCAUGGCAUGGCAUGGAAGUUAGAACCAUUAACAUCUGUUUAUUUUUGCUAUUAUGAUUGACAAAAGUAUGGGUUAUUGACAUUGGUCAUUUUAGCACCUGGUCACAGAAUUCGAUUGAUAGAUAUUUACAAAAGUGCUCGUUGAUUUAUGUAUAUUAUAAAAUACUUUCUCUAUAUGUAAAUUAAUUUAAAUAGCUCAUAAAUGUAACAUAUAAUUUUUUGAUUUUCCUCUUUUGAAUUCAAUAAUAUUGUCAUCUAAAGGCUUCAACAAAAGUAAUUUCCACAGACAAUG
Messenger RNA from Vanessa tameamea, 3886 nucleotides. It is a transcript of the gene Btk29A, whose product is annotated as tyrosine-protein kinase Btk. Gene Ontology annotation, cellular component: plasma membrane. NCBI's taxonomy places the organism in Eukaryota, Metazoa, Arthropoda, Insecta, Lepidoptera, Nymphalidae. Bases 242 to 2290 code for a protein of 682 amino acids. Gene Ontology annotation, biological process: protein phosphorylation; intracellular signal transduction. Gene Ontology annotation, molecular function: ATP binding; protein binding; non-membrane spanning protein tyrosine kinase activity. The transcript is spliced from 18 exons. The record is from RefSeq and is a predicted model, not a curated record.